This is a messenger RNA of Microplitis demolitor, 502 nucleotides long. RefSeq lists its product as uncharacterized. NCBI's taxonomy places the organism in Eukaryota, Metazoa, Arthropoda, Insecta, Hymenoptera, Braconidae. Bases 1 to 468 code for a protein of 155 amino acids. The transcript has 3 exons. The record is from RefSeq and is a predicted model, not a curated record.
AUGGUCAGAAAUUCAUCAAUUUUAUUUUUUAUAACAAUUGUUAUUUUUUUUAAUCUACACGAUAGUCAUCAGUGUUCGCCUCGUCAGGGAGUACCGGAAGAAACCGAAGAUACUGCGAUAAUUGAGGAUUCGCCAUAUUUAAAAUAUUUGCGUGAUUACACUAAAAUAGUAAGUCAUGAGCAAACAUUUAACAGAAGAUGGUUCCAUUAUUUGAAAUGUAAUGGCACUUAUGACAAAGAUGUCGGCGACGUACUGAGAGGGUUGUGUAGUUACUGUUCGACAUUUCGAGAAGAUAAUAAAAGUAAUCAGUGGGAAUGCAUGAAUCAAUGUUACACUGGUGUACAGUUUGGAGAAUGUCUACAUGAAUACAGAAAAAGAAGUAAUGGUCAAGUUAGAUUUAUUAGUAGUUUUGUAGAAAAACUCAGUGGAUCUAUGCCUCACUACAUUGGUCUUCAUAUAAUGAUAUAGAAAAAAUUUAUACAUAUUUUAAUAAAGAAAUACU